Molecule: messenger RNA, 4806 nt
Organism: Psammomys obesus (fat sand rat)
Lineage: Eukaryota; Metazoa; Chordata; Mammalia; Rodentia; Muridae
Gene: Kremen1
Product: kringle containing transmembrane protein 1
Exons: 9
Coding region: 1-1419 (472 amino acids)
Biological process (GO): Wnt signaling pathway; multicellular organism development
Cellular component (GO): plasma membrane
Source: RefSeq, a predicted model, not a curated record
AUGGGGCAUGACAGCAGUGGGGAUCCUGGCUGGACCCGCAAAAUCAAAACAAAAGGUGAAAUGCUUGAGAAGCUCACCGGCACCUCAGAAUGUUUCACAGCCAACGGUGCAGAUUAUAGGGGAACACAGAGCUGGACGGCACUGCAAGGCGGGAAGCCAUGCCUAUUCUGGAAUGAGACUUUUCAGCAUCCGUACAACACGCUGAAAUAUCCCAAUGGGGAAGGAGGUCUGGGUGAGCAUAACUAUUGCAGAAACCCAGACGGAGACGUGAGCCCGUGGUGCUAUGUGGCGGAGCAUGAGGACGGCGUCUACUGGAAGUACUGCGAUAUCCCUGCCUGCCAGAUGCCUGGAAACCUUGGCUGCUACAAGGAUCACGGAAACCCACCUCCUCUCACCGGCACCAGUAAAACGUCCAACAAGCUCACCAUACAAACCUGUAUCAGCUUUUGUCGGAGUCAGAGAUUCAAGUUUGCGGGGAUGGAAUCAGGCUAUGCAUGCUUCUGUGGGAACAACCCUGACUACUGGAAGCAUGGCGAGGCCGCCAGCACCGAGUGCAACAGUGUCUGCUUCGGGGACCACACGCAGCCCUGUGGUGGGGACGGCAGGAUCAUCCUCUUUGACACUCUCGUGGGCGCCUGCGGGGGCAACUACUCAGCCAUGGCAGCCGUGGUCUACUCCCCAGACUUCCCUGACACCUACGCCACUGGGCGGGUCUGCUACUGGACCAUCCGAGUUCCGGGAGCCUCUCACAUCCACUUCAACUUCACCUUAUUCGAUAUCAGGGAUUCUGCAGACAUGGUGGAGCUGCUGGAUGGCUACACCCACCGUGUCCUGGUCCGUUUCAAUGGCAGGAGCCGCCCACCUCUGUCCUUUAAUGUCUCUCUGGAUUUUGUCAUUUUAUAUUUCUUCUCUGAUCGCAUCAAUCAGGCCCAAGGAUUUGCUGUCUUCUACCAAGCUACCAAGGAAGAACCGCCACAGGAGAGGCCUGCCAUCAACCAGACGCUGGCAGAGGUGAUCACCGAGCAAGCCAACCUCAGCGUCAACGCUGCCCACUCUUCCAAAAUCCUCUACGUCAUCACCUCCAGCCCCAGCCACCCACCACAGACUGUCCCAGGUAGCCACUCCUGGGUGCCGUCGGUUGGGGCCAGCGGCCACAGAGUGGAAGGAUGGACUGUUUAUGGCCUGGCAACCCUCCUCAUCCUCACAGUCACAGCAGUUGUCGCAAAGAUUCUUCUGCACAUCACGCUUAAAUCUCAUCGAGUUCCUGCUUCAGGAGACCUUAGGGACUGUCGUCAGCCAGGGGCUUCUGGGGAAAUCUGGACCAUUUUCUACGAGCCUUCCACUACAAUCUCCAUCUUUAAGAAGAAGCUCAAGGGUCAGAGUCAACAGGACGACCGUAACCCCCUUGUGAGUGACUGAGGCCCGCUGUACCUGGAGGGGAGGCUCAAGCUUGCUGGGAGCUUUCCUCUGAGGACUUCCUGCCUCUCCAUUCACCUCGGUCUCUCUUGGGGGCACCUUUCUACAGACUUGAAGGGGUACCCUGUUGUGAGGGGCAGUGUAGCCUGGAGUCUUCCGUCACCUGCACUAGCCUGGCUGUCCUAGCCUGGCUGUCCUUUAACUGUCACUACUGGGGAUGUUAAGACGGGGGCUGAGCUGACAGGACACAGCUGGCCUUGCUCCACAAGUCUGCUGGGUGGUGGGUGUUCAGUGGAUGAUGAGUUUUGCUUCUUCUCUCUUUGUCCACAUAUAGAUCAGUGGUCUUUACAGUUUGGAAAGUUUGGUUUUUACAGAGCUAGACUGAAAGAAUUCUCAGGUUUUCUUGAAGGCUGGCCUGGCUCCUCGCCAAGUGUGAUCUCUUGGACAUUAGCACCUCUAGCGCACAGAGGCCCAGUCUGGCCCUGGAGCUUCCUCUGGUGCCAACUACGCUGUGUAUUCUAGUCUGAGGGGACUGAGGACAGAGCCACAGCAGAUGUCUUCUUUCCAGAGCAUUCUUUUUGAUAUUUACUGACCUACAGGGCAAGCUGAGGCUUGCUCUGUCUGUUUGUCCAUGAACAGACAGUAAACUUCUUGUAUACUAGGCUUACCUGACUGCCCUCAAGCAGUUCACAGGCCUGUGGAAUCUGAACUAAGCCUGUCCUUCUAGCCUGUCAGCCAACCCCUGCUUCAGAACCAGGAGUUCAAAGACUGCAGCAUAGAGCUGGGGCUGGAGUGCAGGGGUGGAGAGCUUGCCUUGUGCACAUGAAGACCUAGGUCCUAUCCUACACUAUCAUAAAGUGGGGAAGAAAAAAGACUGUAGCAUAGCCUGUGGGCAGCACCCUGUGGUUCCUACAGGAGGGGUCUACCAUUUUAGAAGACCAGGACUCCAAGAGUUGUGUCUUUGUCCCUUAUCAUGGGGACACAGUAGUCAGGGCUUAGGGCUCUUGUCUUGCCCCUUGACUGUGUUCCUUAGACAGAGAGGCAGACUACAGAAGUUGGCAGGAAAAGGCAGGGCUUGGGAACUGAAGAUCCUCCCAGGACAGGCUGAAGAUUGAGAGUCCCAGCUGCAGCAGCCGCCUGUUGUGAGAGGAAGGCCAAUUAAGAAGCCCUGCCAUUGGGAAGUGGCCUUUGUUAGCAGCAGCUGAGAUCAGCCUGCGCCCUGGGCGGACUGCAGUUGGCGUAUGGCUGUCCUGCCAGCCCUUGAGCCUCUGCUCUCCUGGGUGCCCUCCUGGAGCACGAUGCGUGACCUCCCCUGAGUUCCAAGCCACUGCCGUGGAGGCCUUUCAUAGGGUUUAGGUGGCCCAUCCGCCGCUGGCUGCUCCAGGACAGAGCACUGUAUGGGAGCAUCUCCUGAGGGAGAGGCAACAGGAGUACAGAUGAGGCAGUGACCAGAGCUGAUGGGUAGAGAGGCAGCCGAGGAGGAGGUAUAUUGUGUCUCUAUGGUGGGCCGGGGGCUGGCCCAGCUCCCAUGGGAGGCCUGUGGGGACACAGAGCCACUGGGGGUAGUCUUCUCGCUCUGAUCUGGGAAAGGAUGCCGGCUCCUAGGGAGGAAGACAGGCCCACCACACUUGAGGACCACUGGCGAUGGAGUUCCACCCCGGGAAGUCCACAGCACCGUAGGAUCUCCCCGGAAACAAGUGUUGAGUCGCAGAUCACCAUGUGAAUAGGGCAGAGAGGAUGCGGGCCCCAGGCUUCCUCCUGCCACCACUCACCUGCCUCCUCACGUCUUGGGCACAGGAAGCUAGGCCCCAGUGUGGGGCAGCUGCAGCUCCCCAGCCCUUUAUCAGCAUGCCCACGUCCCUGCUGCUGCUCCCCUGGCAUAGUCCAGCAUUCUAGGAUCCACUUCCUCUGUGGGGGGCAGCCCAGGAAACACCAUCCCACCUUAAAACAGCAUGGGGCAGUGGAAGGGCAGAAAUGACAGCCACAGUCUGUUAGAACCUAUCAGCAGCAGAGGGCCCUUCCCCAGGUAAACACUGAGGGGCAGACGGCCCAGAGUGCUGAGUGUCCUUCCAGGGUUGGGGGAGGCCUCUUGAGGAGAGGUGCAUGAGGUAAGCCUGGGAGAAAAGAACAGACUGCCUGGACUCUGAGAGGCAGUAGGUAGAGGCGUUGGUGCCCCGAGCUCUUCCCUAGUCACCUCACUGCCUAAACAGUAAAGACAAAGUAGAAAAGAGGCCUGUGUCUCCCCCACCCCCGCCCCCGUCAGCAAGGAUGGGCCUGAGGCCGCCUGCAGUGAGCCCGGUGACCAGACCUCUGGACUUCUCAAAUGUAGGCUCUGGCUUCAGACUCCUCAGCCAGAAGCUCCUGAAGAUCAAAGCGCUGGCAGGUCCAGCUGUCCUGGCCUCUGGGCCAGCCCAUGGGAUGUGCCUGGGCCAGGUGCCACCCCAUGCCCCACUGUCAGCCCAGGCGGGACCCCAGCUGACACUCCUCGUCAGCUGCUGGUCUGACAGCAGCGCGGCUUGCCGUCUCCACGGACAGUGCACGCUUAACCUUCAACAGCACUUAGAAGCCGAGGGCCCUUGGACUGCCAGCCUGUCUGCAGGGGCGCACGGCUCUCCAGGCCCGCCCCUCACUCCACAGGCCUCCUGGCUCCGCUGAGUUCACAGUCUCCUGUCUGGUGUUCUAUGUGAGCUUUAGGUGCUGCCCAGGGACUGUCGGCUGCCCUGGGCUUGUUCCCUGUGUGUCUUUGUUUACUGCCCCCACUGUUCUACCUCCAGGCCACUCUCAGCCUAGCUGCUCUGUCUGAGGGUGGGGGGCUUGUCAGACCUGCCAGCAGCACCCCUCACCCUGGUCUGCCAAGAGGACCCGGGAGUCUGUCACACAGGCUCCUGUCUUACCAAGUGGGAGCUGAGCGCACCAGCGGGGCUGAGUGGGGCGCAGGAGACAGUGGGAGGGGAAGCUCUAACGGCAGAGGGGAGUGUCCGGGGGUGGAGGGGUGCGCGUAUGGAAGGGAUCCUGUCUUGCCUGUACAAGGAGCUCCACCCUCGUGGCACCAUGACCUUCCCAUUCCAAACUCACCCUCCAGCAGGGAUUUGACUUUGGACAAGGCUUUACUUGUAAAUAUGCUCUUAAUAUACAACUUUGAGAAUAAAAUAGAAACAUCAUGUAUUUUAAAAUAUAAAAUGAAGUGUGACACACUGUAUACAAUUUAAUAUAUAUUUUUAGGAUUUUGUUAUUUAAGAAAAUGGAAUGUGAUGGUACUUAACUUUUACAAAAGAGAGAAAAAUGUUAUUUUUACUGUUUGAAGAAAAUAAAUAUUCUCAUUGUUGUACAAACAGUGGUGGGCCCUGGGCUGUCAUUUUUACAGGGGCACCCCGAGCGGGCCCCACAGGA